Molecule: messenger RNA, 1130 nt
Organism: Penicillium taxi
Lineage: Eukaryota; Fungi; Ascomycota; Eurotiomycetes; Eurotiales; Aspergillaceae
Exons: 2
Coding region: 24-1130 (368 amino acids)
Biological process (GO): transmembrane transport
Cellular component (GO): fungal-type vacuole membrane
Molecular function (GO): transmembrane transporter activity
Source: RefSeq, a predicted model, not a curated record
UACUCUGCGGUCAUCUUCUUCUUAUGAAUACCUGGGGUAUUGUCAACAGUUUUGGUGUAUUUCAGACGUACUACACCGCGCUUUUGAACCGCUCAGCUGCAGAUAUCUCUUGGAUAGGAUCUAUCCAGAUAUUCCUUUGCUUUUUUGUGGGUGGUUUAAGUGGUCGCUUUGCAGAUAGUGGCCUCUUACGCUAUGUCUUGAUAUCCGGCACAGUAAUGGUGAUCCUUGGCAUAUUCACCGCUUCAGUUUCUACUCAAUAUUGGCAUUUGAUACUUUCACAGGGAAUAUGCUGUGGACUGGGUAGUGGUUGCCUUGUUACUCCAGCAGUAUCUGUGGUUUCCACAUACUUCGAAAGAAAACGUUCACUAGCCAUUGGUAUCGCUACUUGUGGCUCUGUCACAGGAGGGCUCAUCUUCUCUGCCAUGGCAAGACAACUUAUACCCUGUGCUGGAAUUGGGUGGGCACUACGAGGUAUCGGAUUUGUACAGGUGAUCACACUGUUGUUUGUGACUGCAUUUAUGAAGACACGACUACCGCCAUGUAAAGCUGACAGGCUUGUGGAAUGGAAUACUUUCAAAGAACUUGAGUAUACAUUCUUUACAGUGGGAAUGUUUUUUAAUUUUUGGGCCGUAUUUUUCGGCUUCUACUAUCUCGCCUCAUACAGCAGCAGUAUUGUCAUUCCUCGAUUUACCUAUACCAAUUCCUUGGAUAUUCUUCUGAUACUCAAUAGCAUUGGUGUGGUUGGGCGUAUGAUAUCAACCUACUUUGCUGACAUCGUAGGACCACUAAACAUGAUGAUACCGACAUCUCUGAUAGCCGGGAUCGCAGUUUACUCAUGGAUUGCUGUACUUACCCAAGCCCAACUCUAUGCAAGGACAGUCGUGUAUGGAAUCAUUGCUGGCAGUAUGUUGAGUCUGUUCCCUGCGGGAAUAUCAAGCCUUACAAAGGAUUUAUCGAAACGUGGCACACGUACUGGGAUGAACUUUACCAUUGUCAGCUUUGCAACGCUGACAGAGGACUCGAUUGCAGGAGCAUUAAUCUCGGCCAAUGGAGGCAGUUAUAUUGGGGCUCAAGCAUUUAUGGGUAGCUGUUUUUUAGUUGGCGGGGGUUUGUUUUCGCGGCGAGACUGA